Messenger RNA from Phascolarctos cinereus (koala), 932 nucleotides. The record is from RefSeq and is a predicted model, not a curated record. NCBI's taxonomy places the organism in Eukaryota, Metazoa, Chordata, Mammalia, Diprotodontia, Phascolarctidae.
GAGGGGAGGGGAGGGAGGGGGGUCGCACAGGGCGGGCGCCUCGCGGGGGUCCGGCUCGCGCCCUCUCACCCUCACUCGCGCGCUAACUCUCUCCCCUUUUUGGGCCGGUGGCCGUCUUCACGCCUGCGCACAACAUCGUUAGCUGGGCGGAGCGCUCCCCCCCACUCUAGUCAAACAACUGGCGCCUGCGUGAAGUGUAAUCCCGCCCACCUCUCCUUCCCUAUCCCGCCUUCAAGGGGAUCCUGGCCAGUCACUUGGAGACAAAGAAUGGCGCUCCUACCAAUCAGGGAAAAGUAGCGUCCCACUAGAGCCGUCACCCAACCCCAUAGAGAAAAGAUAUGGCACCCAAGAAGGCCAAGAGAAGGGCAGCAGAGGGUGGCAGCUCCAAUGUCUUCUCCAUGUUUGACCAAACACAAAUCCAGGAGUUUAAGGAGGCCUUCACCGUCAUUGACCAAAACCGAGAUGGCAUCAUUGACAAGGAAGACCUAAGGGACACCUUUGCAGCCAUGGGCCGCCUGAAUGUGAAGAAUGAGGAACUGGACGCCAUGAUGAAGGAGGCCAGUGGACCCAUCAACUUCACUGUCUUCUUGACCAUGUUUGGAGAGAAAUUAAAGGGUGCUGAUCCGGAGGAUGUGAUCACUGGAGCCUUCAAAGUCCUGGACCCUGAGGGGAAGGGGUCCAUUAAGAAGCAGUUUCUGGAGGAGCUGCUUACAACCCAGUGUGACCGAUUCUCUAAGGAGGAGAUCAAGAACAUGUGGGCAGCCUUCCCUCCAGAUGUAGGCGGCAAUGUAGACUACAAGAAUAUCUGCUAUGUCAUCACCCAUGGAGACGCCAAGGACCAGGAGUAGAGGCCUCCAGAGCCUCACCCUCCCUUCAUUUGGUCCCCAGAAUGGGGAGUGUUGAGCUCCUCUGGAUCUGAACCCCUUUAUUCC